Molecule: messenger RNA, 345 nt
Organism: Thermochaetoides thermophila DSM 1495
Lineage: Eukaryota; Fungi; Ascomycota; Sordariomycetes; Sordariales; Chaetomiaceae
Exons: 2
Coding region: 1-345 (114 amino acids)
Source: RefSeq, a predicted model, not a curated record
AUGCAGUUCCUCAGCAUUCGAACCAUUACCUUCCUCUUCCUUGCCCUCCCCUCGGCACUGGCAAAGGCCGGCGGUCCUUGUGCUCCGCCCUAUAACUCCGACAACGACUGCAUUUGCUAUGAUAAGGCGCGAUGCGAAAGCAUGCACGGCUUCACUAUCGUGGGCUCUCCUGGCAACUGGCCCUGCCCGGAUGAUCUGAGCAACAUCGUUGGCUGCAAGAAGGUCGGCUGCGACCCCAAGGGCCGUGGCAGCUACUGCGCUUUUGGCUGUAGGCCAGGUUAUAGCAAAAUUCCUGACCCUGUCUGCCCUGGCGGCAAUGACUUCUUCUGCUGCGUUGGGAUCUGA